AUGUCUGCUUUUGGCUUAGAUUUAGAUGAAUUGACGUCAGCUUUCGAUCCUAAGAAACCGUCUUCUGAGACUCCUGUAGACACCGAUUCUACACAACCUGGUGACUUCGAAGAAAAAAAGCGGAAAGCAGAAGCGUCACUCAAACCCUUAUUGAAAGAAGUAGAGGAAGAUUCUACAGAUGAUUCUCCCAAACGUUCAAAACUAUCUGUUAGUGAUACUCUAGAAUUUAAUGCUCCCAGAAUACAAAUACAUAAAAUCAGUUCACCCGAAACAUGUACACACGAGGUGGCUGUUCCUCCUGAUAUUGAAUACAAACCAAUUAUUAAAGAUUGUGGAUUUCCAGCGAAAACUUUUCCCUUCACGCUUGAUGCAUUUCAGCAACAAGCAAUCAUAUGUAUUGAUAAUAAUCAGUCAGUGCUUUUAUCAGCUCAUACGUCAGCUGGUAAAACUGUUGUAGCUGAAUAUGCGAUCGCAACAGCGUUACGGGAAAAACAACGUGUAAUUUAUACUACUCCUAUUAAAGCACUUAGCAAUCAGAAGUACAGAGAAUUCUUCGAGGCCUUCCCGGAAGUAGGAUUACUUACAGGUGAUGCUACAAUCAAUCCCAGCGCUAGUGUACUUAUCAUGACCACAGAAAUCCUUCAAUCCAUGUUGUAUAAAGGUGCUUCAAUGGUGCGAGAGGUCGGUUGGGUUAUAUUUGACGAAAUUCAUUAUAUGCGUGACCCUGAACGUGGAGUGGUUUGGGAAGAAACUAUAGUGCUUUUACCAGAUAAUGUUCGUUAUGUGUUUCUUAGUGCUACUAUUCCAAAUGCUCGCCAGUUUGCUGAAUGGAUCGCUCACCUUCACCACCAACCAUGUCAUGUUGUUUCAUCUGACUGCCGUCCUGUACCACUACGCCAUUAUCUAUAUCCUGUGGGUAGUGAGGGUUUGUUUCUCGUAUUAGACGAGGGUAAAUAUUUGGAGCAAAAUUUUGAACGAGCUAUGCGCUCGUUCCUUUCGGAUGAAUCAUCAAAUAAAAGACAAAAGUCACAAGUUGAUUUUAAUAAACGUUCUGAAAAUAAUGUCAUUCAAAUUGUUCGUUUGGUCAAACAUCGCAGUUUGGAACCGAUAAUUGUAUUUAGUUUCAGUAAAAAGGAGUGUGAAAUCUAUGCACUCCAAUUAGCCAAAUUCGAUUUCACUACUGAUGCAGAGAAAAAAGUCGUUGAUGAAGUAUUCCGCAAUGCAAUCGAUGGUCUUUCACCUGAAGAUCGCGCAUUACCACAAGUUGAGAGUGUCUUACCAUUGCUUAAACGUGGUAUUGGUAUACAUCAUGGUGGUCUUUUGCCUUUAUUAAAGGAAACUAUAGAAAUAUUAUUUUCUGAGAAUUUAAUUAAAUGUUUAUUUGCUACAGAAACAUUUGCCAUGGGUUUAAAUAUGCCUGCUAGAACGGUCCUGUUCACCUCGGCUCGUAAAUAUGAUGGACAGUCUUAUCGUUGGAUGAAAAUUUUUUCGUAUAUUCAUAACGUGUAUUUUGUAUAA
Messenger RNA from Schistosoma spindalis, 1518 nucleotides. Lineage: Eukaryota; Metazoa; Platyhelminthes; Trematoda; Strigeidida; Schistosomatidae. The record is from the annotation of a GenBank genome assembly.